AUGCUCGUGGUCGCGACCAGCUCGGCGCCGACGGAAGCCCGAUUCAGACCAGUGCUUGCAAACAAAAUCUUUGACGGGAGGAUUGAAGACUGGGUCACGGCGGGAGAGGGUGUGCGGGAGGUUGCGACGUACAAACUGGGCAGCCUGCGCCAACGCGGUGGCCGUGGCCCGAGUUUGGGCCGACUGGAUCUCGCUGGCGUAUAUCUUACUCACGAUGCCCCAAGUGAAGGCGUACGCGAGCGUGAAGACGAAAACAAGGACAAGAACAGUCCAGCCCCCAGGCCCGCUGCGGCCUGUGCCGCUAGCGAACAUGGAUGCCAUGGAGGCCAUGCACAAUGCCUGCACGACACCGCCGACGGAAAUAAGCACGCCAGGACUGAGACGGUGAAGAGGAGAAUGCCGAGGACCCCGGAGGCGAUGAAAGAAGCAGUGGAGGCAGAAAGGCUGGCCUCGGCAAAGAGGGUGGGCGCGUACGUUUUUGCGUUAGCCAAUUGGGAAACGAUCCAAGCAAGGCGCCAGGCUGCGUCAAGAAGCACCUACAUAGAGUACACCAUCGACGCCAGUAAGUUGCACCAUGGCGGAGAUGACCCGGCUGAAAAUGGUGACAGCAUCACGCCAGCUGGGCCGCGACACCGGCAUCUCAUCCCGCGUCGCCACCGACGGGCCGGCGCCGCUAGCAGCAGCAGCGGCAGGCAAUGA
Messenger RNA from Gaeumannomyces tritici R3-111a-1, 699 nucleotides. RefSeq lists its product as hypothetical. The transcript has 2 exons. The record is from RefSeq and is a predicted model, not a curated record. Bases 1 to 699 code for a protein of 232 amino acids. NCBI's taxonomy places the organism in Eukaryota, Fungi, Ascomycota, Sordariomycetes, Magnaporthales, Magnaporthaceae.